Molecule: messenger RNA, 1687 nt
Organism: Cryptococcus deneoformans JEC21
Lineage: Eukaryota; Fungi; Basidiomycota; Tremellomycetes; Tremellales; Cryptococcaceae
Product: ARF GTPase activator, putative
Exons: 6
Coding region: 76-1515 (479 amino acids)
Biological process (GO): COPI coating of Golgi vesicle
Molecular function (GO): GTPase activator activity
Source: RefSeq, a predicted model, not a curated record
GAUCCAACUUUCCCCUUCACAACCUGUCCUUCUCUUCCCCAAAAAACAUCUACUACUCCUUAUCCUCCCGUCACCAUGGACCCGACCAAAGCCCAGACCACAGCGACUUUUGCCCACCUCAAAGCUCAGAAAGCAAACAAGCAAUGCUUUGACUGUCACGCUAAAAAUCCGACUUGGUCAUCCGUCACAUUUGGUAUCUAUCUCUGUCUCGACUGUUCCUCGGUCCAUCGUAACCUGGGAGUCCACAUCUCCUUCGUACGCUCCACCAAUCUUGACUCUUGGUCUAUUCAACAACUUCGCACAUUGAAGGUUGGAGGUAACGCCAGCUGUGCGGAGUUCUUCAACAAAAAUGGGGGAGGUAAUCUACUGGCUCCGCAGAGCACGGAUGCGAGGGCAAGAUAUACGAGCAGGAUCGCCAGUUUGUAUAAGGAGGAACUUGCGAAGAGGACUCAAGAUGAUGCUGCGCGAUACCCACAUGGCAUUCACAUCGACGGCCUCGAGCUCACCCCGCUCGCGUCUCCCGCAAAGGCUGCCGCCACAGACGACGACUUCUUUUCAUCAUGGGAUAAGCCAACAUCUAAGCCUGCUACCCCUGCCGCCUCUGCCCAAGCUGCCACUGUCCCCUCUAUCGGACUUACCCGUGCUCCCGCUCCUCGCACGGUAACCUCCUCAUCCCUCCGAUCUUCCACUACCUCCGCCCCUUCCUCUCGCCCUGCGUCCGCCUCUCGUCUUUCUUCUUCCACAACCACAACCACCGGUGCCGCCCCGAAGGUUAGCAAGCUCGGUGCCAGUAAGCUCGGCGCUAAGAAGGCUGCUGCCCCUAUUGACUUCGAAGAGGCUCAGCGUAAGGCUCUCGAGGAAGAGGAGCGGGCCAAGCAGCUUUCAGCCGAGAAUAAGAAGAAGGAGGAAGAAGCUGCCAAAGCCGCCAGGGAGAGAGAGGCAGAGGAGGCGAAGAAGGCUAAAGCUGCUGCCGCUGCUGCUGCUAGUGCCAAUGCCAGUGUAGGAAGUAGCAGAUCGGGUACACCAGCGAACGGGGCUGCAAAAAAGAGUGUGGUUAACUCAGCGCCUGUGCCCGGCAGGCUGGGUUUCGGUCAGACGGUCGGCGUGGCUGCUCCUGCCCAGUCUAAGACUCGUGCUGCUGUAGCCGACGACGUCCGCACUGCCCGAGACAAGUUUGGCAACCAAAAAGGCAUCUCUUCCGAUAUGUACUUCGGCCGAGGCACAUACGACCCCAGCGCCGCCGCCGAGGCUCAAACCCGUCUUCGCGAUUUCCAAGGUGCCACUGCCAUUUCCUCCAACGCUUACUUUGGCCGUGAGGAAGAGAACGAAGAGGAAGGUGGUUUGGGUGGAGACGGCGGAAUGGGAGGUGACGACGCCAUUGCAGGACUUGAGAGGGGAAUUCGAGAUAUGGCAGAGAGAGUUUUGGCCAAUCCUGAGGUGCAGCAGUUUGGAGAUCAGAUCAGAGCUGGUGCGUUGAAGCUUUCCGAUUACCUGGCUUCUUUCGAGGGACGUUAAACAGUAUCUACUUCACACGUUCAUCUCCCUUUCUUGUUUCAUUUUCCAACACCUUUACACUUCUUACCUUUACCGAUUUGCGAUUAGAAGAUGAUUUGCCUCUUAUGUCGUUUUCCUUAUACCCAGAGCGUGUGCAGAUGCAGGUCUGUUGUGACAUACAAUUCUCAAAGGU